Arabidopsis lyrata subsp. lyrata is the source of this 2827-nucleotide messenger RNA. Its product is annotated as subtilisin-like protease SBT1.4. The record is from RefSeq and is a predicted model, not a curated record. Gene Ontology annotation, biological process: proteolysis. Gene Ontology annotation, molecular function: serine-type endopeptidase activity. The transcript has a single exon. The coding region runs from base 199 to 2532 and encodes 777 amino acids. NCBI's taxonomy places the organism in Eukaryota, Viridiplantae, Streptophyta, Magnoliopsida, Brassicales, Brassicaceae.
AUGUGUCCCACGUCUCCUCCUUGCUAUUAUUCACUGUUAUCUUUUGGAAGAAUCAUUUGGGACCAAUUAUUGAUAAAUUGCUGACGUGGCAUAUAGACGAAAUACAAGAUUCAGUAGAAGCUCAACGAGAUAAUAAAUACGUCACCAAAAGUUAUCACCCACAACGAAUCUUCUUCUUCUUCUUCCAUCGCCAUUGCCAUGGCUAAGCUCUCUAUCUCCUCCGUCUUCUUCGUCUUCUCUCUCUUCCUCUGUUUCUUAUCCUCUUCUUAUUCUUCGUCGGAUGGCCUAGAAUCCUACAUCGUCCAUGUGCAGAGUUCUCAUAAGCCUUCCCUCUUCUCCUCCCACAACCACUGGCACGUCUCUCUCCUUCGCUCUCUCCCUUCUUCUCCCCAACCAGCAACGCUCCUCUACUCUUACUCACGCGCCGUUCAUGGCUUCUCCGCUCGCCUCUCCCCUAUCCAAACCGCCGCACUCCGCCGUCAUCCUUCCGUCAUUUCCGUUAUACCAGAUCAAGCGCGUGAGAUCCACACCACUCACACACCUGACUUCCUCGGUUUCUCCCAAAACUCUGGUCUCUGGGGCAACUCAGAUUACGGCGAAGACGUGAUCGUCGGCGUUCUAGAUACUGGAAUCUGGCCGGAGCAUCCAAGUUUCUCGGAUUCAGGUCUCGGUCCCGUUCCAUCUACAUGGAAAGGCGAGUGCGAGAUCGGACCUGAUUUUCCCGCCUCAUCUUGCAAUCGGAAGCUAAUCGGAGCUCGAGCGUAUUACAAGGGAUAUUUAACGCAACGGAAUGGAACAAAAAAGCAUGCAGCGAAGGAAUCGAGAUCGCCGCGCGAUACAGAAGGUCAUGGGACGCAUACGGCAUCUACGGCGGCUGGAUCGGUGGUUGCAAACGCGAGUUUGUUCCAGUACGCGCCCGGAACGGCUCGUGGGAUGGCGUCUAAGGCGAGAAUCGCCGCUUACAAAAUCUGUUGGAGCAGCGGAUGCUACGAUUCCGAUAUCCUCGCCGCCAUGGAUCAAGCGGUUGCGGACGGUGUUCACGUUAUCUCUCUCUCCGUCGGAGCCAGCGGUUACGCCCCGGAGUAUCACACGGAUUCUAUCGCGAUCGGAGCAUUUGGAGCGACGCGGCACGGCAUCGUCGUUUCUUGCUCCGCUGGGAAUUCUGGUCCAGGUCCCGAAACCGCGACGAACAUCGCUCCAUGGAUCUUAACCGUUGGUGCAUCCACCGUCGAUAGAGAAUUCUCCGCAAACGCAAUCACUGGAGACGGGAAAGUCUUCACGGGAACAUCACUGUACGCAGGCGAAUCUCUACCGGAUUCUCAACUUUCUCUGGUAUAUUCCGGCGAUUGCGGAAGCAGAUUGUGUUACCCUGGGAAAUUGAAUUCAUCAUUAGUGGAAGGCAAAAUCGUGCUCUGUGACAGAGGAGGCAAUGCAAGAGUUGAGAAAGGAAGUGCCGUCAAGAUAGCCGGUGGUGCAGGUAUGAUUCUGGCGAACACAGCUGAAAGCGGUGAAGAACUCACCGCUGAUUCGCAUCUCGUCCCGGCGACAAUGGUUGGAGCUAAAGCUGGAGAUCAAAUCCGCGACUACAUCAAAACAUCAGACUCUCCCACCGCAAAAAUCAGUUUCCUAGGCACUUUGAUCGGACCAUCUCCUCCUUCUCCCAGAGUCGCCGCUUUCUCCAGCCGUGGACCAAAUCACUUGACACCGGUUAUCCUUAAACCGGACGUGAUUGCUCCCGGAGUCAACAUUUUAGCCGGUUGGACCGGGAUGGUUGGUCCCACCGAUUUAGAUAUCGAUCCAAGACGGGUCCAAUUCAACAUCAUCUCCGGUACAUCGAUGUCGUGCCCACACGUUAGUGGACUCGCCGCUCUCCUCCGUAAAGCUCAUCCCGAUUGGUCACCUGCAGCAAUCAAAUCCGCCCUCGUAACCACCGCCUACGACGUCGAAAACUCCGGCGAACCAAUCGAGGAUCUCGCCACCGGUAAAUCAUCAAACUCGUUCAUCCACGGAGCUGGACACGUCGAUCCAAACAAAGCUUUAAAUCCUGGUUUGGUUUACGACAUCGAGGUUAAAGAGUACGUAGCUUUCCUCUGCGCCGUGGGAUAUGAGUUUCCGGGGAUUCUAGUCUUCCUUCAAGAUCCAACUCUUUUCAAUGCCUGCGAAACGAGCAAGCUAAGAACCGCCGGAGAUCUCAAUUACCCAUCUUUCUCAGUGGUUUUCGGAUCGACCGGAGAGGUUGUGAAAUACAAAAGGGCUGUCAAAAACGUGGGAAGCAAUGUCGACGCUGUGUACGAAGUCGGAGUUAAAUCUCCGGCGAAUGUUGAGAUUGAUGUGUCUCCGAGCAAGCUCGCCUUUAGCAAGGAGAAGAGCGAGUUGGAGUAUGAAGUGACGUUUAAGAGCGUGGUGCUCGGCGGAGGAGUCGGAUCCGUGCCGGGUCAUGAAUUCGGGUCGAUCGAAUGGGCAGACGGCGAACACGUGGUUAAGAGUCCCGUUGCCGUCCAAUGGGGUCAGGGAUCAGUUCAGUCCUUCUGAAGUUCUGAUUGAUGAUACAACUUGGGCUCUGGUUUUAUGUUUUCUUUAAAACGAAAAAGUCAUGCCGGGUUUGUUUAAUGGGCCAUGUUGUUAAUGGGCCGAUCUGUAUACUCAUUUAAAGAGCCCUUACUCUUGGGUUAUACCACUAUGCAUGGGGUGAAUGAGCAGAAAUUUCGAUUGGCAUUUGUAAACUUUUAGAUUCUUGUUUGAUUUCAUGUAUCCACCUGGCAAUUAAAUGUUUUGUAAUAAGCAAAGGAUUCCGAAAGAAAGAAAAAAAAAAAGAAAUUUCGUUUUC